Messenger RNA from Globicephala melas (long-finned pilot whale), 330 nucleotides. Lineage: Eukaryota; Metazoa; Chordata; Mammalia; Artiodactyla; Delphinidae. The record is from RefSeq and is a predicted model, not a curated record.
AUGGUCACACAAAAGCACUGCCCCCAUUCCUCCCCCGACCCCUCCCCACCAAGUUCUACAGCUCGGGAAGCCCGGCCCCGGGGCGUAAUUUCCCCCUACCAGAGGCCAGGUAUGGGCUGACCUCGGCUCCGGUUUCCCAGGAUGUUUAAGUGUAGCCGCAGAAGGUACCGGCAGAAAUCCCAAGGCCCAGCUGCCACCACUGCAGCCACCAAUCUUGCCACCAUGGCCACGGAUAUCAACAACACCCACACUGCCACCACCAGGGUGUGGAUCCUUCCACUGCAAGUACUCAGACACCUUUGUCAACGUGGCAGCUUUCUGAUCCUCUAG